UUUAAGAUUACUCGACCGCUCGUUUUCGUAAUAGUAUGUUUUGGACUUUUCAUUUUAAUUCAAUCAUUAGUCCCUAAAGUGAUGGCCUUAAAACAAUCUAACGUUGACGAGUAUAUGCUAGAAGACCAAAGAACUCGCAAAAGAAAGAAUUACGUCGUGCGAUUAGCCAGGGACGGUGAAAUACUAGACAAUGCAGGCAGUCUAGGCAAUGACUAUGGCACAGAUUUUAUAAAACCGGAUCCUUCGAACCCGGAAGAACUAUCGGCAUUCAUAGUGGACUAUGCCAAUAUGAUACGCAAUGAUGUCAUUUUAUUGGACAACUCCGUGGAAACAAGGACUCGAAAAAGGGGUAACAUUAAAGUUAAGAAGUUUAACCAAGCUAUACCGGACCCUCCUUGUAGCUGCCAAUACAACAAAACUACAAAAGAUUUGGGUGAGGACGUAUAUCCGCGUUACGUUGAGACCAGAAAUUGCAACGGUUCGCAAAAAACCUGUCUACCGCCGUACAUUUGCAAGGAAAACUUAUACGAACUAAUAGUAAUAAGAAGACGAGAAUGGUCAAAGCAAGAAUCUUUGGAACUACCUCACGAAUUGAAAUUGAAAUGGGUUGCUGAAAAACGUCCAGUGAGCGUCGGAUGCGUGUGCACCCGAGACUACAUUUUUGAAAAUUAAAAUUAAUAAUCAUGCUGCAAGAAAAAUGCCUAAAAAUGUAUUUGAGAACGCAAAACGAAUUUAUAUUUUUAAUAUCAGUAAGAGGGGUGACUAAAGCCACAAUGUAAAAACAAUAAAACGUACACCCUGUAUAUUAUGUUUUAUUCCAUUUCUACAUUUCUAACAAUUUGUGCCCGUCUUGUUGCUAUACAAUAUACCUGAAUUAAACUGAAAUUCAUAAAAUAAGGAGGUAAUAACAAAAAAAGCUUCACAGUAGAUACACAUUUUUUGAACUAUAACUACGAUUGCGACUCGUAAUGCCUGGAAAAAACGUAUUUUCUGCUUUAACACGAAGGCUAUUAUGUCCGUAAGUGGAAGUAUUUUUUCAACUUAUGGACGGUAGCCAAUGAUUAAAAAUAUCGGGUAUUCAAGCUAAGAAACUGGUAUUUUUAUUUAAAAAGAAAGUCUAAUAAAAUAUGUCGAUGUUUGUUUUAAAGCAAACCAUUUUUAUAUCAGAAAUCUCGUUUAUUAAGUAUUAACAAAUCCUAUGUUAAUGAAAAUAUUUACAAGUAUUGUAGUAACACAAUCAUAGUUUUCAUUUUCAACAGUUAUAUUUAAAUGUCUUAACAUAAAUCUAGCUUUUAUACAAUUCAACAUGACUCUCGACAAUAAUCACAAAAAAUUAAGUUACCAACAUCUAAAAUAAAAUCGGAAACAUCGUAGUCGCUCUGAACUAAGACAAACAAA
Trichoplusia ni (cabbage looper) is the source of this 1398-nucleotide messenger RNA. It is a transcript of the gene PTTH, whose product is annotated as prothoracicotropic hormone-like. The annotation marks the transcript as partial. The record is from RefSeq and is a predicted model, not a curated record. NCBI's taxonomy places the organism in Eukaryota, Metazoa, Arthropoda, Insecta, Lepidoptera, Noctuidae. The transcript has 4 exons.